UGUGAACCCCAGACGUCACACGCGCACGGCUAUAGAUGGAGCUCGGGAGCCCAGGCCAGCCCAGUGCAAGCCCACGAGAGCUCAGUGAUGGUGGUGGUGGUGCUGGCUGCCGGGGGGGGGACGCGGUGUCUGUGCGGCUAAGGAUGUGUUACAGAGGCGGGCUGGUCUUCAUGUAACUGGAGAGCGCCUGUAAUCUACAGAGGGCGAGGACGGAGCGGGAGGGAGCGGAGGUGCCCUGUGUAUUUCCCAGCCGCGCUCUCCCCGAGAGGAGGAGGCCGCCGGGAGCCCCUCUCCGACCCCCCCCUCCCCAUCUCCCUCCGGCUCAGCGCACCAAGGAAUGAUGAAAAAAACCAAUUCUGCCAAAAGGGGGCACCAGGAUGGAAACCAGCAGCCUGCGCAGCCCGAGAAGGUCGGCUGGGUGCGGAAAUUUUGCGGGAAAGGCAUUUUUAGGGAAAUCUGGAAGAACCGUUAUGUGGUUUUGAAGGGAGAUCAGCUUUACAUCUCGGAGAAGGAGGUAAAAGAUGAAAAAAACAUGCAGGAAAUGUUUGACCUGAGCGAUUAUGAGAAAUGUGAAGAGCUCAGGAAGUCCAAAAGCAGAAGCAAAAAGAACCACAGCAAAUUUACCCUCGCCCACUCCAGGCAGCCUGGAAACACGGCACCCAAUCUCAUCUUCCUGGCUGUGAGUCCAGAAGAGAAAGAGUCCUGGAUUAACGCCCUCAACUCCGCGAUCACUCGUGCCAAGAACCGCAUCUUAGAUGAGGUCACUGUCGAAGAGGACAGCUACCUCGCCCACCCGACGCGCGACAGAGCAAAAAUACAGCACUCCCGACGCCCCCCAACACGGGGACAUUUGAUGGCUGUGGCAUCUACCUCAACCUCUGACGGCAUGCUGACCCUCGACCUGAUCCAGGAGGAGGACGCCUCCCCGGAGGACCACGGCACCUGUGAAGAGAGUUUCCGGGUGGACCUGGAUAAAUCGGUGGCACAUCUCGCCGCCGGCCGGCGCCGCUCGGAUUCGGAGAACGUCAAAGCGCCGGAGAAGGGCCGGACUGGGAGCCUCCCGAGACGGGAGGUGACCUCGUGGGACAGGUCCGCUCAGCGCAAUGACUCCUUUGACAAAGGGACCAUGUACACCCCGCAGGUCCCCAAAAAGCUCUCGCACUCAGAAAAGAAUAAAUGUGCCUCCAUGGAAGAAAUCCUGUCCCGGCGGGACUCCUCCGCGCACCGGGCGGUGCUGAGGAGGGGGCUGGAGGCGCAGUUUGCCUCCGCGGAGCCGGAGCAGCUGUCCCGGAUACAAGAACUGGUUGCACUGAAACUGGAAAAAACUCAGGAACUGCUGACGGAGGUGAAGGGCUACGGGGAGGGCAAGAGGAAGGCCAAGGACUCCAACACCAGCACCAGCACCACCACCUCUUCCUCCUCCUCGUCUUCCAAGUCGGACUCUGAGAGGAUCCUGCAGGAAUCCGAGAGGCUGCUGGGGGAGGCUUCCUCCACCUGGAGCCAAGCCAAGAGGGUGCUGCAGGAGAUCCGGGAGCUGAGGGACCUGUACAAACAGUUCGAACUGCAGCAGUCGGACUCAAAGCCCAAACAGAGCUCACAGUCCCACUACAGGAAGAGCAUGAUGUGAAGGCCCCCAGCUUCUGUCAUGCUUGGAGGACGGCAGAAAGCACCAGCUCCUACAAAAUGCCCCUGCAUGCCCGGAGCAGCACGUGCGUAACGAUGGGGACGGAUGCUCUUGCGCUGUACGAGCCCUGGCUUUGCUGCUCUCAGAUCCGAGCUGUAUCCUGCACCGCAGCUCCUUGACCAGGAGUCUUGUCUUGCUCCCUCACUGUCCUCUCGGAAAUAAAUGACAAACAAAAGGUGUCCGUCCCAGCCAAUGCUUGCAAGUCCCCCAUCACCCAGGAACUGUCUCGGAGAUGCUCGGAAGCUCCGGCUGACCUCAGGUUUCCCGCGAGCCGGCGGCGGCGCGGGCUGGACUGCGGCCACGCGGCUCCGUCCGGGCACGGUCCCGCUGCGAACUCCGGGGUCGGCGGCCGCUCGUCUCGUGGUACAUUUUCAGUCCUCCAAAGGGAGGGCAGCAGGUAUGCAAUCCGUGCCCAAACCAGCCCUGUCUCCGGCGAUGCUUUACAGAUCCCCCCCCCCCCAGCCCCGCGCGAUGGGAGUGAGCAGCUCCACGUCUUCCUUUCUGUGCAAAUAGAGGAUGAAAGCCUUGAAUCGAUCCGACAGCCCGCGCGGGUUGUUUGGCGGGGUUGUUUGCUGGCUUUUUCAUUUUCAUUUCUUCUUUUUUUUUUUUUUUUAUUUUUCCCUUUUCUCUGAGCUGAGGGGAAAUGGAAAAAUCAGGGUUGCGUGCAGGCGGCAGCCGGAAACCGAGAGCCAAAGGGAGUUUUGGUGGGUUUGAAUCUCGCUCGGUGGGGCGGCAGCGGGUUGUCCCUGCCGCUCCCUGGGGUCAGGAUCAGGCCCACCGAGGCGAGAGCUUUGCUCCGCGGGGCUCGGCUCGCACGCCGUUACGCAGAAGGGCACAAGGUGGAUGUUAGGAUGUCUCGCAGGGCUCAAAGUACACCAGUGUGAUAACAUCCAAUCAUUACUUUUUUUUAAAAAAAAAAAAGAAACCUAAUUCUCUUGCCUACAUUGCAAAUAACCCCUGAAAAUAUUAAAACCAACAGAGUUAUUUCCUGGCUGCAGUCGGUGUUGUCUAUUUUCUUUUAACCCCGGGCUCCCUGGGACAGGAGGCCGGCUCCCGUCACUUGUGCUCCGCUCCCCAGGGCCGUGCUGCUGAAGCGUAGACGCCAGCGCUGCGAGGAAAGCAUUUCUGUUUGGUUGCCAUUACUCCUCCUCCCACCUUCCCGUCAGAAUCGUUACUGCUGGCAACGGGUUCCCGAAGGUCUCUUUGCGGACAGGCUUCAAACCCGGCCUCGCACCCAGCUCUUGCUUGCUCCCGGCUCUGGCACAGCUCUCGGCCCGCUGCCGAAGGACGGUUUUGGGACGGCGUCACCGGCGUGGUCACGCUCUGCCGCUGAGCUCACGCCGCUGCAGGCCGGGGGAACACGUCGCACCCGUCCAGCACUUCUGCUCUAACACCUUUCCUCACCUUUGCUAUCACUCGAAGGAUCCGUCUGGGUGCAUCAGAGGAAAAAACAUCAUCCCUAAAAGAGACUGAAAGGGAACGCACGCGAGCCACUCUGAUAAAACCCUUCCCAUUCAGCUCUUUGAUCAAGAGAACAAGAAAAAUAUGCAAAAAAAAAAAUGCCAGGUGUGACACUCAGCAUUAACGUUAGCCUUGUCUUCAAAGAAGGAAAGCUAUUCCAAAAGCCCGGCGGUGUGAAUUGGGCUGCGCGGGGACGCGUGGGUGCCGUGAGCGAGGAUGGGAACAGCCCUGGUCUUCCUUCAGCACCACGUUAAUACAGAAAUCGGCCAAUUAACAGGGCAGGAGCAGUUCCAGAGGCACUGAGGUCACCCAAAACACGUCCCUGUUUUGCGAAGUCGCCAAGGGUGCCCCCGUUUCGGCGCUGCCUCGACAAAGUUUUGGGGCUGGAUCCCCCCGGCCGUCCCCUGCGCCCCGCGGGAGGCAUCGCACGGGGGCAGAGCGACGGGACGACAGCGGCUCUUUGGCCCAGCCCGUGCAAGCCUUUCUCCUUGUGACUAGAACGAGGUUUGGAGGAGAUGAUGGGGCUGAUUUAGGGAAGGUUUGUUGUUGCCAAAGCUGAACUUUCUUUCAGAAUUUGCUCCUGUUGGGAAGCGUCGUUUCUGGCAGGGCCCAGGGAAAGGGAGCGUCUUAUGAAGGAAA
Oxyura jamaicensis (ruddy duck) is the source of this 3784-nucleotide messenger RNA. It is a transcript of the gene PLEKHO1, whose product is annotated as pleckstrin homology domain containing O1. Gene Ontology annotation, biological process: regulation of myoblast fusion. NCBI's taxonomy places the organism in Eukaryota, Metazoa, Chordata, Aves, Anseriformes, Anatidae. The record is from RefSeq and is a predicted model, not a curated record. Gene Ontology annotation, cellular component: muscle cell projection membrane; ruffle membrane.